This is a messenger RNA of Heteronotia binoei (common prickly gecko), 6522 nucleotides long. RefSeq names its product nucleoporin 214 (gene NUP214). Gene Ontology annotation, cellular component: nuclear pore. The record is from RefSeq and is a predicted model, not a curated record. Gene Ontology annotation, biological process: protein import into nucleus; RNA export from nucleus. NCBI's taxonomy places the organism in Eukaryota, Metazoa, Chordata, Lepidosauria, Squamata, Gekkonidae. Bases 24 to 6344 code for a protein of 2106 amino acids. Gene Ontology annotation, molecular function: structural constituent of nuclear pore; protein binding. The transcript has 37 exons.
GAGUCCCGGCAGAGGGGGCCGCCAUGGGCGACGACAUGGAGCGCAUCCCCGAGCGGGAGAUGAAGGAUUUUCAGUUCAGAGCCCUGAAGAAAGUUCGAAUCUUUGAUGCCUCAGAUGAGCUCCCCAGAGACCGUUCCAGUCUCCUUGCCGUGUCAAACAAAUAUGGAUUAGUCUUUGCUGGCCGCGCAACUGAGGUGCAGAUCUUUCAGACAAAAGACCUUCUUCUGCAGAACGAAGCAGGGGAGUCUCCCAAUACAAUCGUGGAGAAUGUCCAGAGCGUUGUCGUUCCUAUGAAGUUCCCUGUGCAUCACUUGGCGCUCAAUUGUGAUAAUCUCAUCAUUUCUGUCUGCAUGGCCUCCAGCGACUGUGGGUCCUUCAUUGGCUUUUUUGAUGUCCGUACCUUUGCUAACCAGGCUAAACAGCAGAAGCGUCCCAUCGCUUUUCAUAAGCUGCCCAAAGAAGCAGGCCCCAUGGCCCUGGUCAGCGACCUGAAGUGGAACCCCGCGAACCCUGGCAUGCUGGCCCUCUGCGUCUCCGAUGGCAGCGUCUGCGUCCUGCAGGUCACAGACACCGUCAAGGUGCACGCCACUCUUCCUGCCUCCAUGGGUGCAACAUCAGUGUGCUGGAGCCCCAAAGGGAAGCAGCUUGCUGUGGGCAAACUGAAUGGCACUGUGGUCCAAUACCUGCCUAACCUGCAGGAGAAGAAAACCAUCCCCUGCCCGCCAUUCUAUGAGGCUGUUAAAGUCCUGGAUGUAUUGUGGGUUGGCACUUACGUCUUCACCAUCGUAUAUGCUGCUGCAGAUGAGACCUUGGAGACUCCUCCUGAAGUGGUGAUGGUUGUGCUCCCGAAAAAGGAAGAAAAACGUCCAGAGAGGUUUGUCAACUUCAUGGAACUCUGUUACAGCAGCUGCAAUGAGAGGCAGAAUCACUACUUCCUUAACUACGUUGAGGACUGGGAUCUGGUCCUAGCAGCUUCUGCUGCUUCCACAGAAGUCAGUAUCCUCUCAAGACAAGGAGACCAGAACAACUGGGAGAUGUGGGUUCUGGAAGACUCCAGCCGAGCAGAGCUUCCUGUGACGGACAAGAACGAUGACACCUUGCCCAUGGGAGUGGCCAUAGAUUACACCAGCAACAUGCCCAUAGUCAUUAGUGAGGAGAAGACCAUAGACCCAGCUCCGGUCCUCCUGCUGCUCUCUACCGAUGGAGUGCUGUGCCCUUUUUAUAUGGUCAAUCAGAACCCCGGUGUCAGGUCACUCCUUGUGGCACCAGAGCCUCUGCCCACAGAAGGGGACAGGACACCAAAAUUGCCAGGAAACACUGCUCCUUCAUCUACAGCUCCUUUUUCUCCUUCCAAGGUCGAAACCAUCCCAGCAGCAGCCAUUGUCCUUACCCCAGCCGUGUCUUCAGUUGCUGGCAGCGGGGUGCCGACUUCCUCUUUUGUGUCCUCAGCUUUAAAACCAACUGGGCCGUCUCCUGCUGCCCCCCUGCAGUAUUCCUUCCCAUCAGAGACCUCCAACCCUGCCUCUGGUCCCAGCCUGAGCGGAGCAGCUGGGUUCUCCUUCUCGUCGGCCUCCUCUACCAAAGCAGCCACCAGUCUACCCCCUUCAGCCAGUCUGGCUCCAGCCUCUGCCAGCUCUUUCUCUUUUGGCUCGGGGUCUUUUAAAACCGGUGUUGACAGCUCAACCGGACCUCCACUUACCGCCUCCCCCGCUGGGCCGAAGCAAAGUUUUUCCUCGGCAGCUUCCUCCGUCAAGGUCAAUCUCGCUGAGAAGUUCACAGCUGUGGAGUCUUCCACCCCCUCUGCUGGCAGCAGCCAAGGCGCCCCCAUGUUCUCCUUCACCCCGAAGGUUGUGGGGCCCGUAAGCCAGUCCACCCCCCUCUCUGCUGCUCCCGCCCCCUCGGUCAAGGCUUUGACCCCUGCAUCUUCACCAGCACGUCCCGCUCAGAGCGCUUCAGCCGUUCCCGGGCUCCAGAAAUCAGCCAAGAUUUCUCCAUCUGCGUCAAAAUCAAGCUCUUCACAAGGCCGCUCAACAGCUAGCAGUACCGGGAUGGAGAAGCAAGUUCAUCAGUGGAAGGAAUCGGAUCCUGUCAUUGCAGGGAUAAGGGAAGAGAUAGCACAUUUCCAGAAGGAGAUGGAAGAACUGAAGAGCAGGACAGCCAAAGCCUCUUUCCAGGUGGGCUCUGAUGAGGAGAAGAAGAUGCUGAAGACAGACUCAAACGACCUCCACACUUUCAUCUUGGAGAUCAAGGAGACCACUGAGUCCCUCCACGGAGACAUCAGCCUCCUGAAGACGAGCCUUCUGGAGGGAUUCGCAGGUCUGGAGGAAGCGAGAGAGAAAGACGAGCGAACCCACAACUCCGAAUAUUUGCAUCUGCUGUAUAAGAAGCCGCUGGAUCCAAAGAGCGAAGCCCAGCUUCAGGAAAUUCGACGUCUGCAUCAGUACGUGAAGUUUGCCGUUCAGGACGUGAACGAUGUUCUGGAUUUGGAGUGGGACCGGCAUUUGGAACAGCAAAAAAAGCAGAGACGCUUAAUGGUCCCCGAGAGAGAGACUUUGUUCAACACCCUCACUAAUAACCGAGAGAUAAUUAACCAGCAGAGGAAGCGGCUGACGAACCUGGUGGACAGUCUGCAGGAGCUUCACUUGUACAAGCAGACCUCUCCGUGGAGCCUCUCUCGGGACUCCUCCACCCACAGCAGCGUCCAGGGCCUUGACAGCGAACUAGAGAGCUUGGGUAACGCCCUGAUGAAAUUUACCAUGGAGUCUGGCCCCAAGAGCCUGUCCAAAGCACCUGCAAAAUUGUCUCCGGUGAAGCAAGCUCAGCUACGGAAUUUCCUAUCCAAACGGAAGAUGCCGCCCAUCAGGUCAACAGCCCCAGCCAAUCUUUCCCAGUCGGCUUUCCUGUGCUCGAGAUACGAUGAAGACUUGGACGACGUGAGCUCCACAUCUUCAGUUUCCCAGGCCCUGGAGAACGAGGAUUCCCAGGCUGGGGAGAAAGAAGAAGAGUUGGCUGCCCCGGUCUUGGUGCCCCGCCACCCCCCUGUCGUCCGGACUCCCUCCGUUCAGCCUGGCCUCCUGCCGAAGCAUUUAGGUAUCAGCAAAGCCCACAUCCCAAUGAAUGUUUUCACAUCCACCCCCAAAAUCGUACCCCAGGGGGCAGACAGCACCAUGCUGGCAACAAAGACCGUGAAGCACGGUGCCCCUGCUCCCUCUGUCACCAUCCCAGCACCUCAGGCAGCAGCAGAAGCUGCUCUGCGGAGACAGAUGGCCAACCAGAACCCAGCUGCGAGCACUUCCUUAACGGAGUCCACCUUGAAGAACGUCCCUCAGGUAGUGAACGUGCGAGAACUGAAAAACAACGCCUCUCCCCCGGCCGUCGCUACAGUAACAGGAUCGUCAGUUCCUCAAUCUACAGCUCAAGUCACACACCAGGUUUUGACUGCAGCUGCUACAAAUCAAGCCAACCAGGUUCCUCUGGCAGGAUCCCUUACGAUGCAGCCUCCGCCCACCUCCGCUUCCUUAGCGGGCGUCGUCAGCACGUCCACCAGUCAGACCACGUCAGGCAAAAAGAAUUCAGCCCAAGGGACAACGAAGACUGCUGCAACGGCCACUUCCUCUGCUGCAGCUCCAGCCCCGCCAGCUGCUUCCCAGUUCAACAAGGCGUUUGCAUUUCACUCCUCAGGGUUUAAACCUGGCGCCGAAAAGAGUCGGAUGCUACUUUGCGGGGAGCCCCUUUGGCCUGUGCUGGAGCAGGCGGGACGCAUGAAAAGAGAAAACCUCUGUCAGGACCAGCCUGGGUUCAACUUUGCCGCCGUUUCCUCCAGCCCUGCAGCGCCUGGCUUGGCUUCUUCACAAGCCGUGGCCACCUCUGUGAAAGAAUCAAGCCAUCCCGACGCAUUUUCCCUGGGCGGGAAUGCUAAAUUCGGAACUGUGCCUGAAACCCCAUUUACUUUGGGGUCCACAAAACCAUCUAACCUUUUGGGAGCCGCCUUGACCAGCAGCGGCUCCGGAGAUCCCAGCCCGGCUAACGGCCAAGCGGUCCCAGCUGCAGCUUCCGCUCCCUCCGCAGCCUCUACCAAAGUGGAGAGCCUUCCACUGAAACCCGGAGAGCCCGUAUUCCAAGCUGCUGCAGCCGGAGAGACUCUCGGGAGCUUCUCUGGCCUGAGAGUGGGCCAGGCCGACGAGAACAUCAAGGCCGCCCCCGCCAGGCCUCCCGGCGGCACUGCAGCAAGCGGACAGCCGCCUAAGGCAACCACCGCACCUUCCGGGUUUGCUCUGGGAAGCUCUCUGCAAGCUGGCAAACCGCCAGAGGCUGCCGUGACUACGGUCACCCCCGCCAGUUUGUCCUCUUCAGCGCUCAGCUCAGGCACCGUCUUCGGCAACGUCCAAUUGGUCGGCACGACGGGGGCUCCCGGCGUCUUCAGCGUGGGGGCGGCGUCAGGCGGCAGCAAGCCAGCUUUCACAUUCGGCAUCCAACAAGCCGGUGCCCCGGCGGCAUCGUCCACAUCCUCAGCGCUCCCUCCAGCGUCGUCAGCCCUCUCGUUUGGAAGCCUCUUGAGUUCAGCAGCGACCGCUGUCGCUUCUGCACCGCCUGGGAAUGGAGAGGCAGACGCCAAAACCAUCCCAGCCCCUGAAAAGCCAUCUCCAAACAAUGCAGGCCUGCUUGUGCCGGCACAGACACAGGGACAGACCCCAGAGGUUCCUCAGGAGCCACCGUCUCAAGAGCCGCCUUCUCCGGGAGAGGAAGACACCAUCAGCCUCAGCUCCGCUCCAGCCGCACCUGCCAAAGACACAGUUCCUGUCCCCACCUCCGGUGACGUGAAGGCAGAGGUGCCUCCGCCAGUCUCCGCUUUGGACCAGCAGGUUUUGGCGACCUCAGCUCCAGCAAGCAUAGCCUCGCCUCCAGCAGAGGCAACCAGCCCGCCACCCUCUUCCUCGAACCUGAGCGUCUCUCUCCAGGCCCCAACCACCAGCUCCCUGGCAUUCACAGUCACCUCGAGCUCGUCCGUGUUCGUACAGCCCCCGGUUUCCAGUUCUUCCGGCUCAGCGUUCAGCCAGCCCGCAACAGAUGCCGGGGCUGCCCCCACCACCGCCCCUGCGUUCGGCCAGCUCUCUGCGGCGACUACGGCAUCUUCUCCAUUCGGCCAACCUGUCCCACUGCCAACAUCCGCCGCCACCACCCAGGGAGCAGGCACCGGGUUUAACACGUCUGCUUUUGCUGCAGCCAGCCCCGGAGGCUUCAACCAGCCCGUCUUCGGACAAGCGCCGGCCUUCGGGCAGCCGGCAAACACAUCGAGCGGCUUCACUUUCGGCCAGGCGGCCUUCGGGGCGACUCCCGCUUUCGGCCAGGCCGCUUCAUCCGCCGCCUCGGCUUCCCCCAGCGGGCACGUUUUUGGCGUGCCGUCCAGCGCCAACACCACCAGCUCCUUCUCUUUCGGGCAGCCCUCCGCCACUGCGGGCGGGGGGCUCUUCGGCCAAAGCAGCACACCAGCUUUUGGGCAAGCUUCCAGCUUCAGCCAGGGAGGGUCUGUGUUCGGAAGCGCGGCCGUGACCACGCCGACAUCUUCCGCUGGAUUCAGCUUCUGUCAACCUUCAGCAUUUGGUUCCAGUGGUACAGGUUCUGUGUUCGGGCAGGCCAACACCAGCAGCAACCUCUUUGGCCAGCAGCCUUCUCCCGGCGGGGGCCUCUUCGGUUCCGGCAGCGGGGGGAGAGGCGCCUUCUUCAGCGGCCUGGGAGGAAAGCCGAGCCAGGAUGCGGCAAACAAAAAUCCAUUCAGUUCUACCGGCACAGGAUUUGGGCCUUCGACCACCCAGAAUACGUCGAGCCUUUUUGGGAACAGCGGAGCCAAGACCUUUGGGUUUGGCGCCGCCUCCCCCUCCUCCUUCGGUGAGCAGAAGCCGGCGGGCACGUUCAGUUCCGGCGGAGGGAGCGUGGCUUCUCAGGGCUUCGGGUUCUCCAGCCCAACCAAAGCAGGUGGCUUCGGAGCUGCUCCAGUGUUCGGCAGCCCUCCCACUUUCGGGGGGUCCCCUGGGUUUGGAGGGGUGCCAGCAUUCGGUUCAGCCCCAGCCUUUUCAAGCCCUCUGGGCUCGACGGGAGGCAAAGUCUUCGGCGAAGGGACAGCAGCCGCCAACACCGGAGGAUUUGGUUUUGGUGGCACGGCAAGCACUGCAUCCUUUGGCACGUUGGCAAAUCAAAACACGCCCACUUUUGGAUCCCUGUCCCAGCAGUCGACCGGGUUUGGCACUCAGGGCAGUGGCUUCUCCGGCUUUGGAUCCAGUGGAGGAGGCUUUGGCUUUGGAUCAUCGAACGCAUCAACCUCUGGGUUCAGCGGCUGGAGAAGCUGAGGAGAAGCCGAGGCAUUGCACCCCGUUGCCGGAUGGACUGUGCACAGAGCAGCGGUCUAGAUUGCAGUGAAGCAACAGAUGCUGAGCCUGUGUUUUCUGGCUCCUUUUGUAAAAACGGCUUAUUUUUUUUAAUGGAGAGGUCGCUCCUACUCUUUAAAUAAAAGUAUUUUCUCUGCUC